CUUUUAUUAGCAGUGCUACAGUCAGAAAUCACAUGUAUCAUUUCCACACAUAUCUGUUCGUACAGGUGAUCCCCACAGCCUAAAUAUCAAUAUCUUAAAGAUUGCUGUGAACACGUCACAAGGAUUAAAGAGUUUCACAGAACAACAAAAUGAGCCACAGUGAAAAACCUUCAGAGCAACAGGAUGAGACAGAGACUGACAUACACGAGGACGACAAACUUCACCUGGAGGACUGUAACGGUAAAGAUGAUCAGGCGAGAGAUUUACUCAAGACGAGUCAGACGGAGAAAAGGUCGGUCAGCCCGCUCACUCUUUUCAAAGAGGACUUGAGCCAGUUCAAGGAAGGACUGUGGAAAGUGUUCAAGGACAAAGACACAAAUCCUAAAACAACACAGCCACCAGAAAAGCCGACCAGCACUCUGACUCUGCUCAAAGAGGACUUGAAUCAUUUGAAAGAAGACAUCUCCAGCAUCUUCAGAAUCGGCCUUUCAAAGGAGCAUGAAGACAAAGAUGGUGCUGCAAAGCUAGAUUCCUCCAACGCUGUCAAGAUAAAAGCCACUAAAGCUGAAAGAAGUGACGAGUCCCUCCUGAAUCUGUUCAAGAGAGGUAAUCUUUCAAAGAUUACCCCCAAAACAAACGAUCGUCAGGAAGUUAGGAAGACACUCCCAGUAAAGGCAGAGGAACAAACGGAUAAUGGAUUUAUGAACAAAAACUCAAUUAGCACCGAGGAAACUAAUAACAAUACGACGGAGAGGCUGAACGACUCAGGCGACAGCAAGCGGGAUGCAAAUGUUUCCCAGGAGGUAACUGAGAGGAGGAAGGCUUCCUCUGAAACACAACAGAGCCAGGAGGCGAUGCAUGCAUCAGAGAAAGUUGAUCAGUUAGGUGAGAACGGGAAGGGGGGACAUGACUCGUCAGCGCCGUCAGGAGAGGAAGAGGAAGAAGAUGAACCUUCAGAAACAGUUCAGUGUCCUUUGAUGUCUAGGCUCACUUUGAUCGCUGUGGGAAACACCGACAAAGCAGACCUCAAGGAGUUGCCAGGAGGACACCUGUGGGCACUGAAAAACUUUGCCCACUACCUGACCCUUGACCCCAACACUGCCAACUCUGAGAUCCUUCUAACUGACAGUAACAGGAAGGCAACUCGUGUCUGGUCAGACCAUCAAUACUCGGAGCAUCCGGAGCGGUUUGAGUUCUGUCCUCAGGUCCUGUGCAGGGAGGGACUGCUCGACAAGGUGUACUGGGAGGUGGAGUGGAGAGGUGGUGCUGACAUCGGUGUCACCUACAACAACAUCUCUAGAGAUGGAGACACGGUGAACUGCCUGCUGGGACACAACGAGCGUUCCUGGACUGUGGAGUGCGCAGAGGGAAGCUACACUCCGUGUCACAACAGAAAGAGGUUAAAGUCGCUCUCACCCGAGAACUUCACCCACAGAAUUGGUAUCUAUCUAAACUGGCCUGCAGGCGCUCUGUCCUUCUACUGCGUCUCUCAGGACAUGAUGGUCCACCUCCACACUUUCAGCUGCGCCUUUACUGAGCCACUGUACCCGGGGUUCUGGGUGUGGGCAUACAACGGCUCAGUGUCUCUCUGUCACGUGGAGUUGGAGUGGGAACAUGCACUAAAGUGACAACAGGACGACCCCAGGAUACCCAAAUGAGACUUUUCUCAUGGCUGAGAGCAUCAUGUGGAGUUAUUCAUCAGUGUCACUCAUUGUUGGAGCGAUGCAGUCUACCUCCAUGCUGUAGGAGAACUUCUGAGGGCAAAUUUUCAGGGGAGUGGGACCAUGGGGCGGGGCUUCAGAGGUAGAUUUGGGGGCGGGGUUUCAGAAGUUGGAUAAUGCAGUGAGAGCAGAGAUGCAAAAACUAUACCCACAGCUUUGCAAAUAACACGUUAUGUGAUGAAACAUCAAACUACAUCGAUAUAAACACGACUUCCUUAUUCUGUCUGAAUUCAUGCUGAUAUCACAACACUGGAUCACAGCAAUCAUGAAUACUAACCUUUCCUGCUUUUUUCUAGCAACAGAUUUUUACACAUUUCUGCUGUUGGUCACCCACAAGAAAACAAAUCCACCAGCAUCAGACACCAGAAGCCUCAGCUGACCAAUCACAGCUCUUAUAGUCGCCAUGUGACAUCUCUGCAUCCAAUUAAAGCGUCUACAGAAUUCAUC
Molecule: messenger RNA, 2168 nt
Organism: Pundamilia nyererei
Lineage: Eukaryota; Metazoa; Chordata; Actinopteri; Cichliformes; Cichlidae
Product: tripartite motif-containing protein 14-like
Exons: 4
Coding region: 150-1628 (492 amino acids)
Molecular function (GO): protein binding
Source: RefSeq, a predicted model, not a curated record